This is a messenger RNA of Papilio machaon (common yellow swallowtail), 1288 nucleotides long. RefSeq lists its product as uncharacterized. Bases 84 to 1142 code for a protein of 352 amino acids. The transcript has 5 exons. The record is from RefSeq and is a predicted model, not a curated record. NCBI's taxonomy places the organism in Eukaryota, Metazoa, Arthropoda, Insecta, Lepidoptera, Papilionidae.
GUGAUAAAUAUAAAUAUGUUCUAAAAUAUAUUUAAUAUAAUGAAAAAAUAUAUUUAGUGAUGUAAUCGUGAUUGAUUCGAGUUAUGGAGCUUUUUAGACAACGCAGCCUACGGGAGCUUAUGGAAUAUUGUCGGGAAGGCACCAAGAAGAGCAUUCAAAGAUAUAAAAAGAAGGCAAAAUGGUAUUGGCCAGAGCUUCACCUCUACUGCGGAGUCUGCAAACUGAGAACCGGCCUAUACAUAAGAAGUGCAAUCUGUUUGGUGUUCUACAUAAUUGCGACUGUACUCAACAUUAUUAUGGUCUACUACAUAGUAGAAGGGGGAAGAUUUCUAUUUUCAAUGGAUAUGACAGCAUUGGAAGAUUACUUGGAAGUUAAUUUGACGGAUGUGAAGCUUGAGCGAGCGAAGAAAAUCUACACUUUGCUCCUAUCUUACUUAAUAUUCUGGUGUAUCUUCAAAAUGAUUUAUAUCUUGUCUCUUGUGUCCACAAUUUAUGCAAUGUACAAAAAGAAGCCGAAAAUUUUGAAAUUAGUAAUAUUUAACAAUACUCUAAAUUGGAUACUGGACAUUAUAUUAUCAUUUUUUGGAGCAGUAAUUACUCAAUUAUUCUCUAAAGUCCUAGUUCUUUUUUGCAUUUUAUUCGAAGGGUACAACUUAUUGGCGCUAUCCAGUGAAUACAAGCAAUUAAAAGGAAAAUCAAAACUUAUUAUAUACUUACCCGAUACAACAAAUGUCGAAGCCAUUGACACACCAACAGAUGUCAAUAAUCAAAUAGAAGAGAACAUACGUCAUAAUAUAUCAAAUCAUUGCGAAACAUGUACAUGUAAUGAACCUAUGUUACCUAACACUUCUGAAGUUAUAGCAACUAAUGUAACAUCUCAAUGUACAUCUUCAAAUGAGAAAGAAGUAAAUAUUAAAGAUGUCGAAAUAAUCUUCAAUCAAGACCAAUUACUUCAACAUAGUAGUUCUGUACUAGAAACUAGAAAUACAAGACCAAGUAGACCGACAGUGUUAGAACUACCGCCGUAUUUGGAAGAAGAGAGUGAGAUGAAGAAAGAUAAGGAAAUACUAGUGGCAGUUAUUUAUGAUCAGAAUCAAUUAAAUAUUUGUGGCAGCCCAAUAAUAGAGAGUCGAGAAAAUUGAUAAUCUUCUGACUAUAGUAGAACAAACAAUCAUCUCGGUGUAAGAGGCGCUGCUAUCGCGAUGUUGAAGCAUACAAACUCAUGACAAAACAUCUACAGUCCAGUUGUUUUUAUAUUCUUUUGACAAUGUCGGAAGAGCGAUAAAGA